CUCGCCGGCCCUCCUCAAGUCAGCGCACUCUUAUUUAUAUAGUCCACGCCCUCCGCCCCCCCCGUGGCGGUUUUCCUUUCUCCACACCCGGCGGAGUCUGCUGCUCUCUCUCUCCCAGUCACAGUCCGUCAGUCACGGCAUUCCGUCUCGCAUUCCCCGAGUGCCAGUAUUCGCUCUCUCUUGACGCCUAUUCGACUCCUGCUCAGCUUCCUCUCCCUCCCUCCCAUCCACCCAUCCAUCCAUCCUUCUCCCCCGCCCAGACAGACAGACAGGCAGACAGCCUCUUCCUUCUUCUCCCAUCCCGUAUUCGAUCCGAUCUCGCUCGUGCAUUCCUCGCUGCCACUCACCACCUCUUCUUACUCUACCACCCGCCUGUUCUCGUCCCCGAGGACAACCCGGCGGUGGUGACCUCGAAUUCUCCCCUCACGACAACGUCCGCCUGAACAUCCCGACUUGUCAAUUCUUCGUAUUCACCUUCUUUGGAGAGUUUCGCACUAUGGCGGACAAAGUAGGCGUCUAUAUCCCCCAAUAUGCGUCGUACAACUGGACUGGUGCCCCCUCCGACUACGAGGCACUCACGACCAAUGAAAUCGGUGGCAAUUCCAGAACGGAAAACUUGAACAAAUGGUUUCAAUCCGGUGAUCAGGCGUACAUCAUCGUGGCCUCGGCCAUGGUUAUGGUUAUGGUCCCCGGUCUGGCCUUCCUCUACUCGGGUCUCGCACGCCGUAAGUCGGCUUUGAGUAUGAUCUGGGCCUGUAUGGCCUCAUUCUCCGUCGUCACCUUCCAGUGGUACUUCUGGGGUUACUCUCUCGCCUUUUCGCCCACUGCAACCAACGGAUACAUUGGUAACCUGCGUAACUUCGGCUUGAUGAAGACGUUGGCUGAUCCCAGCCCUGGCUCGCCUCUCAUUCCUAACCUUCUCUACGCCUUUUACCAGAUGCAAUUCUGUGGAGUAACAGCAGCGAUUAUCAUGGGAGCUGUGGCGGAACGUGGACGCAUGCUGCCGGCGAUGGUAUUCGUCUUCAUCUGGGCCACGAUAGUGUACUGUCCUCUAGCAUGCUGGGCAUGGAACGUGAACGGCUGGGCGUACAAAUACGGUGUCUUGGAUUACGCGGGUGGUGGCCCCGUCGAGAUCGGCUCUGGUCUGUCAGCGCUCGCCUACUCGAUGGUCCUGGGUCGUCGACAGGAGCGGAUGAUGCUGAAUUUCCGUCCCCACAACGUCUCCCUCAUUCUUUUGGGCACCGUGUUCCUUUGGUUCGGAUGGCUGGGAUUCAACGGUGGCUCGGCAUUUGGAGCGAACCUUCGUGCCACCAUGGCUUGCUGGAACUCUAACCUGACCGGUGCCUUUGCGGGCAUUACCUGGGUUCUCCUCGAUUGGCGGCUGGCUCGGAAGUGGUCCAUGGUCGGUUGGUGCUCUGGAACCAUCUCGGGCCUGGUCGCGGCCACCCCAGCAUCUGGCUUCAUCCCCCCGUGGGCGAGUGUGAUCUUGGGCGUUGUGACCGGUAUUGUUUGCAACUACUCCACCAAGGUGAAAUACUGGAUCCGCAUCGAUGACUCAAUGGAUGUGUUCGCCGAACACGGUGUUGCCGGAAUUGUUGGCCUGUUUUUCAACGCCCUCUUCGCUGACGACGCGAUUGUCGGCCUGGACGGUGUCAACACCGGAUCGAAGUCUGGAGGCUGGCUGAUCCACAACUACAAGCAGCUCUACAUUCAAAUUGCCUACAUUGUGGCCACCUGCGCCUAUGCGUUCACCAUGUCCGCCAUCAUCGCCUAUGCCAUCAACGCCAUCCCCGGCCUGAAACUGCGUGCGUCAGAAGAAGCCGAGCUGCUGGGUAUGGAUGAUGACCAGCUGGGAGAAUUCGCGUACGACUAUGUCGAAGUCCGUCGUGACUACCUUGCCUGGACCCCUCAGCAGCACAACCAGCUCGAAGACGGCCACCAGAUCCCCGCCGCUGCGCGGUACGGAAUCGGCGAGCACAGUGAGAUGAUGCUGGAUGGCCACGCCCCGGUCGGCGUGGACAGCCGCGGCUGCAGCGAAGGCGACUCGGGCAUCCAGGAGCUGAAGAUGCAGCCUGCCCCCCGACAGGUGGCAGAACAUCACGCGCCCCAUGAGCCUGAGCCCAUCGAGGAGCCUGUGCCUGCGACUCAGAUCAACGAAAAGGUUACGACCUGAACCGGUAUACAUCUCUAAACUCUAAUGUUUUGUGUCUUUAUGUGAUAUCCAGCGUUGCCGUUCUGAUUAGCCCGGCGGAGCCAUUUCUUGUACAUGUAUUAUUUUUGGCGGCGAUUUGGGUUUGGCGU
Messenger RNA from Aspergillus sclerotioniger CBS 115572, 2301 nucleotides. Its product is annotated as ammonium transporter. The record is from RefSeq and is a predicted model, not a curated record. The transcript is spliced from 4 exons. Gene Ontology annotation, cellular component: plasma membrane. Bases 497 to 2173 code for a protein of 558 amino acids. Lineage: Eukaryota; Fungi; Ascomycota; Eurotiomycetes; Eurotiales; Aspergillaceae. Gene Ontology annotation, biological process: ammonium transmembrane transport. Gene Ontology annotation, molecular function: ammonium channel activity.